GCUGCCCGCCCGAGAGGCCGGAGGGGCGGGGCCGGGAGCGGAGGGCCGCUCCUGCAGGCGCCCACACCCGGAAGCACAGUCGCGCCAGCGCUCACAGCGGGGGAAGGCGUCGCCGCCGCCACUGCCGCCACCACCUCAGUCAUGCCGAAGCACGAGUUCUCCGUGGACAUGACCUGCGAAGGCUGCUCUAAUGCAGUCACUCGGGUCCUCAACAAGCUGGGAGGAGUUCAGUUUGACAUUGACCUGCCCAACAAGAAGGUCUGCGUCGACUCCAAGCACAGCGUGGACACUCUGCUGGAGACCCUAGGGAAAACAGGAAAGGCUGUUUCCUACCUCGGCCCCAAGUAGUGAAGGCCCAGGCCCCUGGCUUGCAGGAUGGACCAAAGUGGCAGGUCCCUGGUGUGAGCAGCCUGGAGCCAACCCUGGGUCUCACUGUUCCUGGGACUGCUGGGGUGAACCUCCCACCACCUUUGCGUCUGUUGACCUCCCCACCCCAUGGCCAAAGCCUUACCUUGUCCGGUGCUGACAUCCCCACAGCUGGAGAGAAGCCACACUGGCCCCCAGGGAGCUGGAGGCAGAGCCCGACGACUGGACUUGGGAGAGGGUCCAUCACUGUGACUGUGUGGACCGUGAAGGGAGCCCCUCCACUCUGAGUGAGCUUGAGCAAGUCACCUCCUGUCUCUGCCUCCUGUUAAAUACAAGUUUUUGAUUUUUGAGUGUUUUUUUUAAACAGCUUUAUUGAGGUAUAAUUUCAUUCAAUAAAUGGCACACAAUGUAA
Messenger RNA from Camelus dromedarius (Arabian camel), 778 nucleotides. RefSeq names its product antioxidant 1 copper chaperone (gene ATOX1). NCBI's taxonomy places the organism in Eukaryota, Metazoa, Chordata, Mammalia, Artiodactyla, Camelidae. Gene Ontology annotation, molecular function: copper chaperone activity; metal ion binding. The record is from RefSeq and is a predicted model, not a curated record. Gene Ontology annotation, cellular component: cytosol. The transcript has 4 exons. The coding region runs from base 142 to 348 and encodes 68 amino acids. Gene Ontology annotation, biological process: copper ion transport.